AGUUGCUUCAGCGUUUUCAGGACUACGUCCGCAGUGAUGGCGCACGGAUAUUAUAAACUAACGCCUAUAAAAUUGGGCUGCGAGGUCCGCGGCAUCGAUCUAGGAAAACAUGUUUCAGAUGAAGUUAUUGCGCAGAUAAAAAAAGACGUUACCGAACACCGGAUUUUGGUUUUCAAAGAUCAACAUGACAUUUCACCAGAGAGACACGUGCAAAUCAGCCGAUGGUUUGGAGAAUUGGAAUCGUCGGCGUUUUAUAAACAUCCAAAGUCACCAUCACAAGAUAUAUUUCGUGUUUCGAAUGAUGAGUCCGAGGGAUGUACCAAUGUUGGUCGUACUGGGUGGCAUAUUGACGGAACGUUCUUUCCCAAACCAUACAGUUAUUCGGUUUACCACAUGGUUCACGUACCCACCAAUGGAGACACUGUUUUUGCUCCUUUAAAUGACAUUGUAACAGGAUUAUCAGAAGAGCAGAGAAACCGAUGGGAGAGGUUGUGGAUGGUCAGUGAUAGACGUGCUGGCGUGGUACAUCCGUUGAUAUAUUCACAUCCAGAGAGUGGUAAAAAGGUAUUAAUUGUACAUAUGGGCAUGACUGAUGCUUUCAUUUGGGAUAAAGGAACAAAGCAGGAAAGAAUGACUGAGUGGCGAGAAACAAAUCAACUUCUUAAAGAAAUCAAUCAUGAAUUUAUAAAAGACAAUAAAGCUAUCCAGUAUUCACAUAAGUGGAAUGUUGGAGAUUUUAUUAUAUCAGACAAUCUUGCUGUUGGGCAUGAAGCUGCACCAUCUAGCCAAACAUCCCGGAGUGAAGUGGGCUUACGAGUUCUACAUCGAAUAACAGUGGCCGGUAAAGAAGUUCCAACUAAGAAAUAUGAUUUACCACAACUAAAAGAUGAACUGUAAAUCUGUAUAAUUUUUUAAUUAUGUCACUUAAUAUCAGUGAUAUCUCGGUUUAUGAGUAAAACCUGGUUAUACAAUGAUCUUGAAUUUCUAGAUUCCUUGCUCAUAUCACACAUAUAAAGCUUACGUGGAUCAUCUGAGCAUGCAUGUGCAGGCAAACAAGUUUGUACAUGUACUAUCGAUAUAUAUAUAAAACUCGACUCUGACAUAAAAUAAUUUUAGACUUGAUAAAAGUUUAGUACACAUCUAUUAAUGCCAGAUGAAAGUGAAUCAAUAUUUUCAUCUAGUUUGUUAGGAUGUUGCAUUGUGGGAAUGUAUAACUUUACUUUAAUAUAACUUCAUUGACAGGUAUAAUGGUUGACUAUUUAAUCUGAUCACGAGCUUUUACCUAAAUCUCAUUUUACAUGCAAACUUUCCAAAGAUGAGUUUUUAGUAAGAAUUAUUGUUUCUCAAAACCUUGUCAGUUACUUACAUACAUGUAUUAAUAUAUACUUACAUUACAUCCCAUCACAUCACAUCUAUAGGAUAGAACAGAGUAGAAUAGAACAGAGUAGAAUAGAACAAUAGAAUAGAGUAGAAUAGAAUAGAAUUAAAUAUUACAUUUCUUCAGUCAAUUGUACUGAUAAACAUAAAAGGGCCGAUACAUUUUGUUGUUUACUACUGCUGAUCUAGUAAUUGUCAUGUGAUCAAUUUUACGUCUGAAUAAUGUAUUUAAUUAUGGGGUGAUGACAGUAUUCACGUAAUCUUUCUGUGGCGUAACGUAUAACACGCUUGUAGUAUGAAAGUGAAAAUAACAUAUCAGAAAGUCAACCCAGAGACAAAUAGAAAUUGAGCCACAAUGUUAAUUAUGCAUAGUAUGGCGUACUGUUUGUGAUUACCGUAUUUAUUCUAAGAUGUAGUAUAUGCACAUAAGCAUCAAAAGGGUGUUUAUGGUCAAAAUUUUAUUGAUCUAGUAUAUGAUACUUUAAAGCGGGGGAGUCGUCAUCUGCGGAUGCAUCAGAUGGCCAUAGCAUGUCAUUGUUUACCAACAAGUGUCUACCCAUGAGCCUUUGCAUUUUUUUAGCAUGUGCUGUUAUAGUCACUUGGGACUCAAUUCCCAAGCAAGCGCAGGUGACGACCAUCCCGCUUUAAUUAUUUGUGUAUGCGUGUUUCUAAAUGCACUUCAAGGUAAGACAACGUAUUAUUGUAUCCUUCAAACAACUAUUGCAAUAUAUAAAGCACCAACCUGGUUGUUACAGGAAUCUCACUAGCCAUACAAGAUAAAGUAAGCAAGUGAAUUUGAAUGUUUUUCUUCUAAUGGAAGUAUUUAUUAAACAGUCAUUUGA
Messenger RNA from Saccoglossus kowalevskii, 2219 nucleotides. RefSeq lists its product as uncharacterized. Gene Ontology annotation, molecular function: oxidoreductase activity. The record is from RefSeq and is a predicted model, not a curated record. NCBI's taxonomy places the organism in Eukaryota, Metazoa, Hemichordata, Enteropneusta, Harrimaniidae.